AUGCCUCGAGACAUGCCCUCCGAGGGGCCUAACGAUAGGCCCAAUGGCACUCGCAUAUCCAAUGGACACUCGCACACUGGUUCCCUUGACGUGUUGGCCCACGUCCUCCGCGUCCGCCCAGGCGUCGCGCUGGACGUGCUCACCCUCUCCAAGGCGGCCCACAAGAUCGCCGCCGCUCAUCUCUACCACGACCUCGACGUCGAAAUUGCCCUUGCUGGGACCCUGGGCCAAGCCUCUGGUGGCAGCGACGCGCUGCAACGCGCCUGUUGCCCCGCUCCCCGCCAGCGGCUCAAGGUGUUCAGCGCCCUCCGCAGUUUCAAGUACGCCUCAUACGUCCGGGUCCUUCGGUUUCGCCACCCGUGCCCAACACACGCUCCCUCCGCGGCAAUCAACGACGUCACUCGCGAAAGUGACCGUAUCGAAGCUUGGGCGCUGGCCAGUCCCCUGAUUGCGCACUGUCCACUGGUCGAACAGGUCACCUGGGAAACUGGGUUUGGCGUCAACGAUGAGCUCUGGACUACAAUCUCCGAACUGAAGCAUUUGCGGCGACUCCACCUCACCUACCCUCCCCCACACCCCGCAAACGCCACUCCUUCACAGUACCCGCGUCUGACGCCCGUGCUUCAGCAGGUUGGUCCCAGGGGUGGUGAGAAUGGGUUCCCAGUCGAGAACCUAGAAGCGCGGGCCAUCGGCCGCGAAGGUCUCGCCUUGGGAACAGCAUGGGAGGACCUCGAGGAACUCCGUCUCGAGGGCCUCAGCAUGCAGGGCGCGUGGACCAUUGCAAGCCAUCUCGAGCUUCUUGCUGAGUUACACGACUCGCACCAGCCUCCCCGGCUGCACACCCUGUCACUGUCCACCCACUUCCUAGACUUGCGUCUGUGCCGGGCAGUAGCCAACUUCGGUUCCCUUCGCAGUCUCAAGCAUAUCACGUUGUCAACAACCGGCACCAAGCUCAACGCCGAGUGUCUCAAGGACCUUCUCAACGAAUGCAGUGUUCUCCAAUCACUGAAGCUGACCGAUAUCGAGGGCCGACUGGACAAGAACACGUGGGGCAUGAUCGGUUGCUGGCCAUCUACUUUCAACUCGCUCGAGCUUGAGAUCCCGGAGAAUGGAUCACGCCACUCCUGGGUGGUGAACCACCUCUCGUCCAUCGCCGAAGUACCAGUUGGGCAGUUGAAGCGCUUCGUCGUUCGGCGUGUUGUUCACCCAAUCGCAAUACUACCCUUCCCUCCAAUGGGCGUUCUGGUGCCGCAGCCAGACGCCACCCACAAGAAGGAUCCCAUCCCGUCGGACCUUCUGGACCUAGUCCGCAACGAAGGCGCCCUCCUGGAGGACCUGUGCUUGGACUGGUGGGACAUCAGUGGUCCCGCUAUGGAGGCGAUCCUGCUCGAGUGCCCGCGCCUUCGCAAGCUCCAAGUUUCUGUUCGGGCAACCGUCCUGGAUAUUAUCGGGAUGACCACAGCGUUCGGCAAUGUUCCAGACCUUGCUGAGCUGAACAUCACCACCGACCCCAAGCUGGCCACACAUGCAGCCAUCAAGGUCAAGGCACCCAAGAAGAAGGCUUCUGUUGACUCAAAACUCCCUCCAUUCUUGUCAGAGAAGGUUGCAGAGUCGGACCCUGCUCUCGUCGAGGUCCGCGACCUUCGCAAGUUUGCUCGGCGGCUGCCAGAGUUCCGAGUCCUCCGAUGGAUGGGUCGCCAGGGCAAGGGGGAGUGGCGCUUCAUCGCCAACUCGAAGAAGACGACAUUGUCGCCGGUCGACUUUAUCCACUCUGCCGUUUUAACCAAGGACAUCUGGGCACAGUGCCAGCUCGAACCAGCGUCGUUCCAGUUUGCUGACGACAUCUCCGGCAGUCCACAGCAGCUUCAUAUGCCAGUAUCGCCGGAGCGUCCUCCGUCGUCAGAGUUCCCCGCUCUGUCGCGCUCGACCACCGCUAGUUCGCUCCUGCAAUCACCUACGACGCCUGUCGCGCCUAUCUCGAUACCAGCGAUGCGGCGCUCAUCGAGCUCGACAUCUGCCAACACCAACCCUCUGGGUCUCGAGUGGGAUCCCUUUCCGCCCACCGCCAAGGUGUCGCCGCCAACGAACUCGACGCGCAAGCUGUCAUCGGCAGCCUCGUCGCCCGGACGCGUCGACUCCUCACCGCCGAAGGUGAAUGAGAACCGACACCGUCCCCGGAAUCGGCGCGAGUUGAAGCCGAGCCUCUGCAUUGGGCCGCCGAGUCCCAACAAAGAACCACGCCAUGUCCCCGGUUCGGCCCCAAAGAAGCAGGUCACGCUCUCCAACAGUAACAAGGCGGAGCGUGAUGCCAAGCGGGAUAAGGAGGCCAAGGCACGGCGCGGCGAGAUGGACGAGGGGUGGACGACCGUUGGAAAUGACCGCGGCCGUAAGAAGUAG
Cutaneotrichosporon cavernicola is the source of this 2397-nucleotide messenger RNA. RefSeq lists its product as uncharacterized. The transcript is spliced from 7 exons. The coding region runs from base 1 to 2397 and encodes 798 amino acids. NCBI's taxonomy places the organism in Eukaryota, Fungi, Basidiomycota, Tremellomycetes, Trichosporonales, Trichosporonaceae. The record is from RefSeq and is a predicted model, not a curated record.